UCUUUCUCUUUCCUUCUCGAUUUCGUUUUACUCACGUUGCGUCGUCGUUAACUUGUAAACAUUAAGAUAUUCUUUCGUAACGUGAACUUUAUUGCCUGUUAUUAUUGAUAAAACUUGAUACGCGUUUUAUACUUGCAAGACCCCACCAAGUAUAAUUUUUUCAUUUGAGAUAACCGAGCAAGGUUGUUACGAGAGAUAUUGUUCGUGUAGAAGCAUUAUAACCUCUUAUACAUGUGUUCUUAGUAUUGCAAAUCCUUGUUGGUAUAUCUUACUUAGGCCAUUCAAAAUGACAAGGUUUGCUCGAGCUAAAGGUUCCAAAUCAUCAAAUGAGAGAGUAGCAGAGGAAGCCACAAAUUGGAGUGAAUUUAAACGUCAAAUUGAAGAGAAGAAGCUUGAUUCAAGCAAAAGUAAUGUCGAAUCCGUAGCUCAGAGUGCUUUGAAGCGCAUUAAACAAGGCAAGCAGGGAGGUACUGAAACAGCCUGGGCAGAUUUUGGACUCCCGCGAAUAACUGGAAAUUUUCAAGAAAAGGUUGUGAAGAAAAGGAAGACCGAGGAUGUUCAAGAGCCAGCAGUAAAGAAAAAGAAGAACAGUAACAAUUCAAGGAGUGACGAAGAACAUGUCCCAACAUUGAAGAAAAAGAAGAAGUUCGAUCAUGAUGAUGAUCAGGGUAACGUUCAAACAUUAAAGAAGAAAAAAGAUAAGCAACCCCCUAUUGCUAGUGAAAUGUGUCCUAAAGAGACAGAUUUGAAUGAUGAUCUGUCAUCACCGACAAAGGAACUUAAAAAAAAGAAGAAGAAAAAUAAGGAGAAGGGGCUGGAAGAAGAUGUGAAACCAAAUACACCUCAAUCUGAGCAUGACAAUAGAGGCCCAGCCAAUGACAAAGGUGGUCAGUUCAAAAGAAGGAAACCAUAUGUUGAGUCUUCUACUCUCCACAUUAAUGGUGUAACAAUUAAUAUCUCUAAAUUUGAUGGCUUUGAUGUUAAGACUGAAGAUGCUACUCGCUUAAAAGAACUUCGGUCAAAAAUGCUGAAAGAAGGAAUACCUCGCACUGAAGUAGAUAAAGCUAUGAAACUUGAACGGAGGAAGGCUGAGAAAGCUCUUGCCCGAGAGAAAAAGAAGGUAUGUUUCAACUGCAGAAGAGCUGGUCACCUGCUCUCUGAAUGUCCUGAAGUAGGUUCAUUUGGGUCAAAGAGCUUUGAUAGCAGUGCUGUCAAUAUAUGUUAUAAAUGUGGGUCUACUGAGCACACACACUUUCAGUGCCAAGUGAAGAAGAAGAAGGAAUACAGUUUUGCUACCUGCUUUAUCUGUAAAGAACAGGGACAUAUAUCAAGUCAAUGCCCUGACAACCCAAGAGGACUUUAUCCGCAGGGAGGGUCAUGCAAAAUUUGUGGAGAGGUGACACAUUUGAAGAAAGACUGUCCUCAGCUAUCUCAAGAAAAAGCUGACAACACUGUCACACUGGACACAUUUGCCUCUAAUAGCAAAGUAGAGAGUUUGGGAGAUGAUGUAGUAGCCCCUAAACAAGAACAAACAACUGUUGUAAAGCAAAGAAAAAUCAUAAAAUUUUAGUAAAGACAGAACUGUAAUUACACGAAAAUCAAUUUGUUAGUAAGUAAUAAAUAUUCCAUUCAA
Frankliniella occidentalis (western flower thrips) is the source of this 1633-nucleotide messenger RNA. RefSeq names its product zinc finger CCHC domain-containing protein 9. NCBI's taxonomy places the organism in Eukaryota, Metazoa, Arthropoda, Insecta, Thysanoptera, Thripidae. Gene Ontology annotation, molecular function: zinc ion binding; nucleic acid binding. The transcript is spliced from 3 exons. The coding region runs from base 287 to 1570 and encodes 427 amino acids. The record is from RefSeq and is a predicted model, not a curated record.